Molecule: messenger RNA, 2334 nt
Organism: Cuscuta campestris
Lineage: Eukaryota; Viridiplantae; Streptophyta; Magnoliopsida; Solanales; Convolvulaceae
Source: the annotation of a GenBank genome assembly
GAAACUUUCGAGAAGCAGAGUAAGUACGACUCCUCAACCUGGCCUAUUGGUUUUUUCUUCAAGCGCAGAAGUUAGUGACAAGAAUCUUCAAUUUUUGUCCAAGAUUGAAGCAUCUAACCCAAGAAGUGGGCAGUGGCAUGCUCUUCAAGAGCAUGCGGAAAAAAUUGACAAGGCGCUCAAGGUCCACCGAUUGUGAACUAUUCAAUCCCCUUCGCCGGCUGGCCCCAGUUACCUCUUCCAAGUUCGAUCCGUACCAAAAUCAUCUCCCUCCGGCUAAUCCGCCAUUAUUCACCCUUGUUAUCUUCAUACGGAGUAAUUCUGCUUCAAGUCAUCGGCUCCGGUGCAGGUUCGGGAUUGCAGUAAAUUUCUAUGAGACAGUUCAUGGCACAUCCAAAUACAUUGCCUCUUAUGCUCUCUUCAGAAUCCCCCGAGAAAAGCGGGAACUCUAAUCCAACUUCCAGUAUGUGGUCUCCCUACCCUAAUUAUCAGCAACAUAGCUUUGAGUGCUUGAAUGGACACGUGGCCAUUCUUUGGGAUAUAGAGAACUGUCCGGUUCCCAGUGAUGUGCGCGCCGAAGACGUGGCUGGAAACAUAAGAAUGGCUUUGGAUCUACAUCCCAUAAUAAACGGAGCUGUCCGAAUGUUUUCUGCUUAUGGAGAUUUUAAUGCCUUCCCAAGACGAUUGAGGGAGGGUUGUCAGAGAACGGGGGUUAAACUUAUUGAUGUUCCCAAUGGAAGAAAGGAUGCUGCUGAUAAGGCUAUCUUGGUUGACAUGUUUCUUUUUGCAUUUGACAACCCUCCACCCUCGUCGAUUAUGCUUAUCUCUGGUGACGUGGAUUUUGCUCACGCACUUCACAUUCUUGGUCAACGUGGGUAUACUGUGAUCCUUGUCAUCCCUUCUCAGGUGAAUGUGUCAUCGGCUUUACGCAAUGCAGGAAGGUUUGUUUGGGACUGGCAAAGUGUAGUCCGUGGUGAUUGCUUUCUCCCUCUUAAAAAAGGGUUGCGUCCUCAUCGUGGAGGAACCACGGGCAUUUCUGCUGCUCUAACGGGACCUUCUGUUAAUCCUAACUCAGAAGGUUUUCAAAAUGAAGAAGAGGGAAUAGUGUACAGAGGCAUCUCCGAGAGCUAUUGCAGUGCUAGGGACAUGUCAAUGAUUUCACAGACUCCUGCUGAAUAUGGUAGCACUUCAACUUCAGCUGGAAACAUUUCUUCUAACCAUUGCCAGAAUGACUUGGCAUGGGUUCAGCCUGGGGAUCUCAAUGGUUUAAAGGCCCAGCUGGUGAAUUUGCUUGAGCUACGUGGAGGCUGCCUACCUUUUAAACGUCUCUCUUCAGAAUACCAGAGACUUUAUUCCAGACCUCUUUAUGUAUCAGAGUAUGGAGCAUUCAAACUUAUUAACCUUCUGAAGAACUUUGGUGAUGCCUUGGCAGUGGAGGGCAAUGGUCCUAAGAAGAUUGUCUAUCUUCGUAACACAAGAGCCGGACCAACCUCUUCUCCUCCACUGACUCAAACGAAGAGUGAUAAAAAAGGAAAAGGUGUUGUUCCGGUAGAGAACACUAAGUCUAUGAUAGUAGUUUCAGAUGAGUCCUCUGACGAUGAACAAGUAAUUGUUGAGGAACAUUGGGGAAGAACAAAGAAGUCCUAUUUAGAAACAGGGACGCUUUCAGAAUUUACUAACAAGAGCCUUGAGAAAUUCAAGCACGAGCUCCAGGAGAUUUUUGUGAGCUAUUCGUGUCGGAUUUUCAUGGGACGUUUUGAGGAAAUAUAUCAGCAGCGGUACAAGAGGCCACUGGAUUACAAGAGCUUGGGCGUGAAUGAGCUGGGAGAAUUGCUGGAUAAGGUAAAAGAUGUGGUGGUUGUGUAUGAGGAACUAGUUAGCGGAAGAAAGUUUCUCGCUGCCGUUGGUGGAUAGAAAGCUUCUAGAAGAGUGAGAUUGAAUCUGGCGAGGUAUGCUGGUCCCACCCUAUUCGUCAUCUGAUUUAUUAUACUCUUAUAUCUAUUAAAGUUUCAUGGAGAUGGAAGGAGUGAGCAACCAUGACUAGAUUCAUUCAAUUGCCGCGUUCCAAUUGAGAAAUUAGAAAUGGGACAGCAGAUGUGGAAGCACUGAGUCAUGCAUGCUCCUUCACUUCAUCAUAGUUCAUCUAGAGUACAAAAGCUGUUGCUAUGUUUUUCACAGUCAACGAGUAGUUACCGUAGCUUGUGUUCACAGCCUGUGUAUUAAACAUUGAUGUCUGGGUGGAUUACUGCUACUCUUUAACACGUUAGGGUAAAAAAGGUAGUCACUUCUCAUGAUUCUUUAAAGAACGAUUUGAUUAUCCACAGCUUAUAAAUGCAG